AUGAGGACGAGUAGCUUGAGCUCCAGCUCGAGGGCAUUUUCUCCUCUUCCGAGAUGUCGCGCAUGCCGUCCAGGCUUCUUCCGGCCGCUUCAACCACAGAAAAGAUCAUUCCAGCGAGACAGCAAGCAGGCCAUCCCGGACUUUGCAUUCGCAUUUGAUAUAGACGGAGUCCUCGUCCGCAGCGCCAAACCCAUCCUCCACGCCUCCACGACCCUGCAAUUCCUACAACGCAACUCCAUUCCCUUCAUACUCCUCACCAAUGGCGGCGGCAAACAUGAGUCCGAACGAGUCAAAGACCUCUCCGAGAAGCUCUCCCUAUCCCUCGACACCUCAAUGUUCGUCCAGUCGCACACGCCCUUCGCCGAGAUGGUCCACGGCGAGGAGAACUUGCGAGACAAAUGCAUCCUGGUCGUAGGCGGCGAAGGCGGCCGGUGCAGGGGCGUCGCCGAGAAAUACGGCUUCACCAACGUCGUAACGCCGGGCGAUAUCUACGCGGCUCAUCCAGAAAUUUCGCCAUUCAGCGGACCCUUCAAGGACUACUAUCGGUCUUUUGCACGGCCACUGCCCAAACCAAUCAACCCAUCCUCGCCGAAAGACAGUCUCAAGAUCGACGCGGUAUUCGUGUACAACGACGCGCGCGACUGGGGUCUAGAUCUACAAGUGAUCAUGGACGUCAUGCUAUCCCACCGAGGCAUCAUGGGCACCGUCUCAUCCAAAAACGGCGACACGUCGCUGCCCAACAGCGGGUUUCUCCAGGAUGGCCAACCGCGGUUGUACUUUUCCAACCCGGAUCUCCUGUGGGCAGCCGAUUACCAUCUCUCGCGGCUCGGACAGGGCGGUUUCUGCGCAGCAGUCGGUGGACUAUGGCAGGCUCUGACGUCCAGCAAGAACCACCCAACUCCAAGAUUGUAUAUGAAGGUCAUCGGCAAACCGUACCGAUUGACGUACCAGUUCGCCGAGAAGCAAUUGAUCCGACACCGCGACGAACUUUUCCACGAAAAAGCCCCGCCGCUGAAGAAAGUAUACAUGGUGGGCGACAAUCCCGAGAGCGACAUUAAAGGCGCCAAUAGCUACGUAUCGCCUCACAAGGUCGAAUGGGUGAGUCUGUUGACGCGCACGGGAGUAUUUCAGGAUCGAGAGGGACACCGACCUAAUCAUGAACCUCGUGCGAUUGUCGACGACGUCAAGGCUGCUGUCCAGUACGCGUUGAAAGAUAGCAAUUGGCAUGAGAGCUUGGAAUAA
This is a messenger RNA of Exophiala viscosa, 1242 nucleotides long. RefSeq names its product HAD-superfamily subfamily IIA hydrolase. Bases 1 to 1242 code for a protein of 413 amino acids. The transcript is spliced from 2 exons. The record is from RefSeq and is a predicted model, not a curated record. Gene Ontology annotation, cellular component: mitochondrion. Gene Ontology annotation, biological process: glycerophospholipid biosynthetic process. NCBI's taxonomy places the organism in Eukaryota, Fungi, Ascomycota, Eurotiomycetes, Chaetothyriales, Herpotrichiellaceae.